This is a messenger RNA of Ustilaginoidea virens, 864 nucleotides long. RefSeq lists its product as uncharacterized. Bases 1 to 864 code for a protein of 287 amino acids. The transcript has 2 exons. Lineage: Eukaryota; Fungi; Ascomycota; Sordariomycetes; Hypocreales; Clavicipitaceae. The record is from RefSeq and is a predicted model, not a curated record.
AUGUCAAGCUAUGCCGAGCAGGUUCUUGUUUGCACGGGACGCGACGACUGGUCGUCCAGGAUCGAGGACGAGCGCGGAGGAGACAACUUGGCGGCGGAUCUGAAGGAGCUGUUUGGGCGAGGCGGGACAUAUAGUGAUCCCUACCACAACAUCUCCGUGCUGAACUCGUCCUUUCCCAGCUCCCCGCCGCCGAGAACGCAAGCCCAAUCCGCCUCGGCGUACCUCCUCCCCAGCUUCAAGUACAUUCCCUUCCUGCCCCGCGUGUCGUUUGACAGCGUGCAGGCCCUCGCGAAAGGGUACUUGCUCCCGGAGAAGCUGCACCCCGCGCACGACUGCCUGUCCCCCAUCCACCGCGACAGACUGACCCGGAAGACGGCGUACCAGCGCCUCCUGCUCGGCGUGCAAGACGUCGCGGACGUGCUGGUCCUCAUCUGCGGCCACGGCGGCCGGGACCCCCGGUGCGGCAUCUUUGGGCCGCUGCUGAGGGACGAGUUUGAGGACAAGCUCGCAAAGGCGCGCCUUCGAGUGGCCAGGGAUGCUGUGCGUGUCCAGCUCGGCCAGGCCGAGGAUACGACGGCGAGCGCGCACGCCCGCGCCAUUGGCGACGGCGCGGUGGCCCGAGUGGGACUCAUCAGUCACAUUGGGGGGCACAAGUUUGCGGGCAACGUCGUCAUCUACAUCCCGCCGGCGAGUCGGACCAGGGCCGGCGAGCAGCAUGCCCUCGCUGGAUGCGGCAUCUGGUACGGCAGGGUGGAACCAAAGCACGUGGAGGGCUUGGUGCGAGAAACGAUUCUGGGAGGGCGAGUGGUCGAGGACAUGUUUAGGGGGGGGAUUGACUCCAAGAGAAGGCUGCUGAGCAUCUGA